This is a messenger RNA of Suillus paluster, 546 nucleotides long. RefSeq lists its product as uncharacterized. The record is from RefSeq and is a predicted model, not a curated record. The coding region runs from base 1 to 546 and encodes 181 amino acids. The transcript is spliced from 10 exons. Lineage: Eukaryota; Fungi; Basidiomycota; Agaricomycetes; Boletales; Suillaceae.
AUGUAUGUAUUGCUGCAAAUAUUGAUGAUUUCGACCGCGUCAUUACCGUCUCCCGGACCACGCAUCGUGCUGGAACAGCGGGCGCUAAAGCUCGUAGGCGUAUACAUUCUUGUACAGGAGAAUAAUGAGAUUCCUCGGAAACUUGAGGUGAACUUGGCGUGUGCCCUUCGGACCGCUGAAAUUCGCAAAGUAUCUUCAGUUCACUGUGCGCUAAGGGUGAGCCACUCGGGCAGAGAACACCGAGAAGAAGACCCGAAGCAUGUUAGAUUGCACCAUGGAUUGAAAAGUCACUUCAUUUACAAUGAGACUGAGGGUUUAUGUGUCAACACUGCAGAGUCCUCAAUCAGGACCAGAUUCAGUUUUUCUUCUAGGUACUAUGAGACAGAAUCACGAAUGUUACUCCAGGCCAAUAAGAAUGGAUAUCAAGCAUGGCUAGUUGAACUUGAAGCUCGACUGCUUAGAUUCUUUAUGUCCACUCUAGUUAGACUGAUACGCUUCGGAGUCAACACUGGGCUCAUACUUCAGGUCAAUCACAAUGCAGUAUGA